CAUGACCAGAGUUACAUAUAUAAAUAAGGGGAAUGUGGAAAUAGUAAUUGGUUUCUUGAAUCAGUUUAUAUCAUAAAAUUAUUAUUCUCCUGAAGCAUUUACCAAAGAAGUAAAUAUCAAUUCAAUUUUAAGUUUAAUACCAUUCUUGUUUAGCCUUAACAUGAUUAUUGCAUUAAAUCAGAUACUUAUAAAUACUACCAUCCAGAAGUUAUUAUGAAUGAUACAUAUACCUUUAGAGAAUAUAGAGGUGUUGUAAAAGAUGCAUUAUAAUAAUAUUUUUUUGAUGUCUUGCCUAACGUUUAUCUCCAUAGAAAAAAUAAAGACAGUAUGUUUCCUAAUUAUUGAAGAACCUCAUUUAUUUAAACUACCACUCAAACUUACAUUACCAUUUACUUAUUAUGAUUAAUUGAUCCAUUAAUUUAAGGUUGGAUAAUGUAAUAAUAUAAUUAACUAUAGAAUCUUUAUGCUUAUUUUAAAAUUAUAAUCAUUUACCUUAAAGAUCAUCCUUAUCUCAUAAAAAUAGAUUGAUGACAAAUUAAAUGAACUAUUUGCGUGUUCUGCGUCAAAAUGGUGUUGAUGCAGAUUGUAUAGUAUCCAUUUUUAUUUUAAUAUAAGGCUAAUGCAACCUAUUUACCUAAAACAUAUAGAUUAUUCAAUGAGAAUGAAUGUUUGUAGUUUUUUACAUACAUAAAUUCACAAUAAUAUGAAGAUAAAAUUAAAACAGAUGGCCCUUAAUUUAUUAUAAAAAUGGGAAAGGAAGUACAUAGAGGUCGUGGGAUUAAUAUGUUAUUUUCUUAAGAGAAAGAAGAAUUAAAUAAGAAAUUUGAUAAAGGAGAAUUAUGUGGUUCAGUAAAAACAUUUAAAGUGGCUUAAUAAUAUAUUGGAAAUCCUCUUUUGUAUAAAGGACAUAAGAUUGAAUUCAGAGUGUAUUGGAUUUUGGCAUCCACUAAUCCUAUUAUUGCAUAUGCUUAUGAUAAAACUUUAAUUCGUAGAUGUAUAUAUCCUUUUGAUAAAUUUUCUCUAUUAAAGGGGGCUCAUGUGUGUAAUACAGCUAUAGUAAAAAGUACUUUGAAGAAAAUGUAGAAUGAAGAUGAUGAUGAUAAUGAUAGUGAUGAAAAUGAUGAUGAUGAUAAUAAUGAUGAAAUAAAUAGUUAGGAAGAUACCUUAUUUAUAGAUUGGAAAUUAGAUCAUUUAUAGGAUAUCUUAUUGAAAGAAGGUAAAAUUUAGAACAAAGAAUGGUUAUAAAAUGAAUUAUUACCUAAAGUGGAUAGGAUGAUUAUUCAUGCAAUCAGAAGCACUCAGCACACAUUUGCAAAAGAUAGUAAAUUAGGAGAAUUCUUUGCAGCAGAUUUCUUAUUAACUGAUGAAUUGGAUCUCCAUAUUAUGGAAAUUAACUAUAAUCCAUAGACUCUAAAUACAACUGAAUCUAGAAGAUAACAGCAUUUUAAGAUGGUUUAUGAUAUGGUAGAUAUUUCAAAUGCAUAUUUGAGAAGCAGAUAUAUGAGGUUUCAAAGAAUAGUUGAGAAAUUACUUAAAGAGUUGGAAGAAAAGAAGUAGAAGGUGAAGGAUUUGAUUACAAAUUAGAUUGGAUAAGAGAUUCAUAAAGCAUAUGUAGAUAGAUUGGAAUAAGGAAUAAGUAUUAGUUCAAAUAAUUUGUUUCGAUUGUUGAUGGAUGAGAAUUUAGAAGGAACUAAAAUUUAUAAGGAUCUUAUUUAAGAAAAGUGUUUAGUAUGA
Paramecium pentaurelia is the source of this 1734-nucleotide messenger RNA. NCBI's taxonomy places the organism in Eukaryota, Ciliophora, Oligohymenophorea, Peniculida, Parameciidae. The record is from the annotation of a GenBank genome assembly.